Molecule: messenger RNA, 1672 nt
Organism: Nomascus leucogenys (northern white-cheeked gibbon)
Lineage: Eukaryota; Metazoa; Chordata; Mammalia; Primates; Hylobatidae
Exons: 3
Coding region: 1130-1609 (159 amino acids)
Source: RefSeq, a predicted model, not a curated record
AAAAGCAAAAGUUGGGACUGCCACCUAUUUAUUUAGAUGAUCUCCAGACCUACACACCCCAACCCCUCUCUCGGACUCAUUGCUCAUUUCAGUGAUGGUUGUAACCGUUCCCAGCGCCUCCUGCGGGUGGACAGGUCGCGCUAGGGUCUCCCUAGCUGCCUCAAGAAGGCGAGCUCAGGGGACUCUGGGUUUUAAAAUGGGUUCCAAAGCGGCGCGCUCUGUCGGCCCAGCGGGCUCGCGGCACCAGAGGUGGUCCGCAGCCGCGCAAGGAUUCCCACGAUCGUUCUGGGCUGGUGCAGAAGCUGGUGCUCCCGCACCCAGCGGCCAGCAGGCUCGGCGCAGCACACCUCCCUACCCCACCCCCACACACCCCCGUGGGGUGCGUCGAUCCUGUAGCUCAGAGGGAGAAGCUACUUAGAACUUCGUGAAGCACAGAGGAUCUGGAGCGAGCCCCGCAGCUGCGAUCAGUGGUCUUAAGUUGAACCCGCUUACAGGAAGAUGCAGCCCAGCUCACAGCGAAGUGUGGGGGGCCCGUCUCUAAAGCCGAGAAGGGAACCGCUUUAGAAAGGGGGGUGGGGGGAAGAAAGGAAAGAAAGAAAGAACGAAUGAAUGAAUAGAAAGAAGGAAUAUUAAAGAUCGGAGAGGAAGUUGAAGAGAGGAGUUUUCUCUUUGCUUUCUGUUCCUGGUGACUUGGGCCCUCAGAAUCUCGAUGAAGAUAACACGAGGAGUGCACAGGCAAGUGCCCAGUUGCCAGCAAUUGCUUCAAAAGCCCAUGUUCUUCUCUUCGCCCCAUUCUUAGGCACAGCGGAAAUUGGUCAGAAAGGGGAGGAAAGUGGGACACGGACUUCAAAGUAGGGAAACCAAAGAAGGGAGCAUCCACGUCCUCCCUCUCCAGCUUCUCCCCCGCGUUCUUCGGGCGAAUCCGAGGGACGGGCGCUGCGCUGGGGAAAGUUUGUGCCACCCGCGUUUCGCAGCUGGUUGCAAGGAGAGGAGGAAGGAGAGGGAGGGUCAAGCUCGGAGCCUGUGGCCGCACGGAUGAUCGAGCCGGCGUCGCGCUUACCUCGCAGUCCUCGUACUUGAUAUUAUCCGUCAAUUUCCAAAGCAUUUUCAUGGAUCGGCGUGAACGGAUAUGCCCCUCUCGGUCUCGCACCCAAGUGGAGCUACUCUGGCUCUUUACCAACAGCCUAAUCGCCUCAUUAGCAUAUCAACAAUAGUCCAAUUGCUCGCCAGUACCACAAUCUGCCGCCGGCCGCUCCGACACAGAGAUGCCUUCUGCAAAGCCCGGCACUGCUCAAGGUCCAAGCGCCACGCCUGGGGCCCGGCUUCUAGCACUUCUCCCUUAACCCUGCUACCACGAUCCGAGCUGCCCUUUUGGCCCCGUGCAAUUUUAUUAGAAAUCAUUAUCCCUUUCGCAAUUAAACAUAACCACCAAACCAAGACCGGCGAAGUCACUCCAGGAUUUUUUCCCAACAUGGGAUCGCCUCUGCUCGAGGCAGCCAUCCCCUCGGGCCGCAGCGCCUUGGGAGUUUUAUUGGCUUUGAGCUUUCUCCCAGGUUGGAGAUUCUGCCAAGCGGCUCCGGUGGCUCUGCUGGGGUUUGCAAUCCCUUAAUUGCGGCGUGCAGAAUAAAAGUUGUACCCUGAAGAGGUUACUUGACAGCUCCAGGGGUUAAAC